Capsicum annuum is the source of this 561-nucleotide messenger RNA. RefSeq lists its product as uncharacterized. The record is from RefSeq and is a predicted model, not a curated record. The coding region runs from base 180 to 548 and encodes 122 amino acids. The transcript has a single exon. NCBI's taxonomy places the organism in Eukaryota, Viridiplantae, Streptophyta, Magnoliopsida, Solanales, Solanaceae.
UGCGUUACAUUCUCAAAGUAGUUAAGGUUAGGUCCAUCUUUCCCAUAACAACAAGUCAACAACCAACAAAACAUCCUUAUCAUCGUAUAUUAUUACCUAUGUUUGACCAACUAAUAAACAUAUUAUAAAAAACCCAUUAUAUUCAUAUUCAUCCAUUCUUCUCUUACAACAAAACAAACAUGAACUUCUUGAACUCAAUUCUUGAAAGAGUCUCUACAAGGCUACCAAUAUUAUUCUAUGCAGCAACAUGGACAACCUUAUUAACAAUAAUAGUAGCGGUGGCUUCAUUUUCUCCAGAAUUUGCUUUUGUUUCCGCGAUAACGCCAUCAUCUUCCUUCUCUCAAGCUUGUCAUGAUGAAAGAGGACAUGUGAGAAUUCCAUUGGAUUUACCAUUAGAGGUUUUUUGUUUCCCUAAUGACAUGUUUAAAAGGUCUAAAAUGGAUUUGAUAGUUCCUCCUAUUUUUGCUGCUACUAUUGUGGCUGUAUCUGCUUAUGUUGUUAAAGCUUUGGCUUUGUGGGAAGUUGAUGAUCAACAUAAUCAAUUUUGACUUUUUCUUGUAA